UAACCCACGAAGUAUUGUGCUUGCUGCCCGAUUUUCGCUCGCUCUCAGCCGCCAUCAUGGUCUCCAAGAGCUUCUACGAUGCAUUCCAGUCCCAUCCCAAAUCCGUCGUCCACGCUGUCGCGGCCAAUGCUGCAGGGCCAGCGCUGCCAUAUGCUGCCCGAGCAGCGCACUAUGCGCACAAGUGCUCUUGGACGGAUGCCCGCUCCCCUGACGACGUUCCGGACGAAGAGCAUUUCCGAGGCCUUGGGUGGGACCUAACUAGGAAUAUGGCAGCAUCUAUCGAGGGCUAUGUACAAGCUGUACACACCCUUGAGGACUUCUACAGCCAGAGACUUAAGGAUCGUACAUCGUCUACCAGCGUGCUUGACGCCACCGAGUCGCAUCGCUUCGCCCGAGCGAUCUACCGGUACAUCUUGUGCUACAACAUCAUCUGUAGUGGGGGCUUCUUCAAGGACAAAGACGACGACAAGUCUGAUACCAGUGAGGAUGACGAGGACGAGGAUGAAGACGAAGAUGAAGACGAGGAAGAGACCGAGCGGGAACAGAUCCGCGCUGGGCUUGUCGAAUUUCUCAAGUCCAUACCCUCCGAGGAGCUACUUGAACUCAUAGAUUUAUGCGUAUUCGCCUCGGAGACGCGCAGUUGGCAACUCAAUGCUUGGUGCCACAUAGGCCUUGCAUACGGCGGCAUGAAUACCACGCCUAUCGACGUGAUGGUUCUGGCACGUCGAUUUGAGCAACGCACGGAAAUUGACCGUUUUGAAGAGCGCAUGGCCGACAAGUUUGACCCAAUGUCCUACGCGGCGUGCGAAAUCUUGCGUGCCCGCAAAUUCCCCGACGAGCGUUUAGUCCCAGGGGAACCUCAAAGGGCCAUCCUCGCGUCUGUGCACGGCGACCAAGACACUUGCUCGCGCUGCUCCACCAAAUACGGCUUACAGCUUUUUGGCACACCGAACAUGGACAUGCUGGCGGGAAAUAUGUCGAUCAUACAGAGGGCCCAUACACUCCCCGGUCUCCUGGCUAGAAACGCGGACGAGACGCGUGCCUUCACACAACAUAUGAGGGAUAUUCAACACACCGUCACCGACAGUGUCCUUGUCGGCCAGUUGAUGGACUUGGACUUGGAAGGCGAGGACGCCGACACUGCUCAUUGGUCCAAGGACGAGUGGUACUGCUUAACAUGUAUCGGAGAUCUGUUUAGACAGCGCCUGAUGCCAUGGUGGCGUGAAGAGCGACGGAGAUGCGGCACGCUCCCUCAGGACGACUGCUGGUAUGGAUAUAACUGCCGCACGAUGACGCACCGCUCUAGUCACGCAACGAAGCUCAACCACCUGUGCAAACCUACUGGUGGAGAUACGCCCAACCGUCCGCCGAAUCUAGCGGCCGUUGGUCCCGCAGUGUGA
Molecule: messenger RNA, 1400 nt
Organism: Trametes versicolor FP-101664 SS1
Lineage: Eukaryota; Fungi; Basidiomycota; Agaricomycetes; Polyporales; Polyporaceae
Exons: 8
Coding region: 57-1400 (447 amino acids)
Source: RefSeq, a predicted model, not a curated record